This is a messenger RNA of Benincasa hispida (wax gourd), 1818 nucleotides long. Its product is annotated as FAD/NAD(P)-binding oxidoreductase family protein. The record is from RefSeq and is a predicted model, not a curated record. Gene Ontology annotation, molecular function: oxidoreductase activity. NCBI's taxonomy places the organism in Eukaryota, Viridiplantae, Streptophyta, Magnoliopsida, Cucurbitales, Cucurbitaceae.
AUUCUUAUUUGAUUACUCACCACUAGACUCCACGAUUAAUAUCCUUAAAAUGAAGAAUUAGAGUCAAAUCGAGUAACUCAACUAACGUACAAUAUUUAUUAGCGACUAGUAAAUCUAUGAUUCAAAUCCCGUCAUUCUUAUUUAUUAAAACCAUGAUGUUGAGAUCUGAGGUAGAAGAAAAAAAAAGGGAAUCCAAAAGGCCACGUGGCAGUUUGUGCAAGACCAAUCAAAUGAUGAAACGGAUAAGCUUACCAUGAUCACCAACCAUGGCAAUCGCCAUCACCAAGAACACUCCAACGAAAUCGGAAACUCAGCAAUGAGUGUCGCCGUCGCAACAUCUCUGCUUUCUUACUCCGUCCAUUCCCCCCGUCGCCUCCGAUUAUUCAAGCCUAAACCAUCCUCCAUUUCCCUUUCAAUUUCCCCUCCUAAACCCACCCAAACCGGCGUCAUCAUCAUCGGAGCCGGUCUGGCCGGCUUGGCCGCCGCCACCCACCUCCGCUCCAAAAACAUCCCGUUCCUCCUCCUCGAAGCCUCCGACGGCGUCGGUGGCCGUGUCCGCACCGACCUUGUUGAUGGCUUCCUUCUGGACCGCGGCUUCCAAAUCUUCAUCACCGCAUACCCUGAAGCGCAAUCCCUCCUCAAUUACAAAUCCCUCCGCCUCCAAAAAUUCUACUCCGGCGCCCUUGUCUACUACGACCGCCAAUUCCACACAGUCGCCGACCCUUUGCGCCAUUUCAUUGACUCUCUUGGUUCUCUAUCCAAUCCAAUUGGCUCUGUUUCUGACAAAUUGCUCAUUGGGCUUACCAGAGCCAGAGUCCUUGCCAAGUCCGAUGAGGAAAUUUUCACAGCCGAUGAAGCUUCCACCAUGAAUUUUCUGAGGGAAAGAGGAUUUUCUGAUUCUAUAAUUUCCCGAUUCUUCCGGCCGUUUUUUGGUGGGAUUUUCUUCGAUACCCAAUUGGAAACUUCCUCCCGAUUGUUUAAUUUCAUUUUCAAAUGUCUUGCUCUAGGCGAUAAUACUCUUCCAGCCGACGGAAUCGGCGCAAUUCCUCAACAAUUGGCGGCGAAUCUCCCGCCGGAGACCAUUUUACUGAAUUCCAGAGUGGUCUCUGUCGAUUUCGACGAGAACUCCAAAUCGAAAUCGCCGAUUGUGAAGUUACAGAGUGGGGAAAUUAUAAGAUGCGAAAUGGGGGUGAUUGUGGCGGUGGAGGAACCGGAGGCGGAAAGAUUACUGGCUGGAAAACGGAAAAUGGGGAACCGGAAACCGCCUAGGAGCACGGUGUGUGUGUAUUUUACGGCAGAUCGAGACAGGAUUCCGGUGAAGGAACCGGUUCUGUUUCUGAAUGGGUCGGGGAAGGGGAUCGUGAACAAUAUGUUUUUUGCGACGAACGUGGCGCCGUCGUAUGGGCCGCCGGAGAAGGUGCUGGUGUCGGUGUCGUUGAUCGGGAAAUUUGAGGGUGUUGAAGAUGAGGAUCUGACGGCUGAGGUAAUUCGAGAGAUGUCAGAUUGGUUUGGGGAAUCGACGGUUGAGGGGUGGAAGCAUUUGAGGACGUAUAGGAUUGGAUUUGCACAGCCGAAUCAAUCUCCACCGUCAGAUUUGAUGAAAGAUCCAACGGUGGAGAGUGGGUUGUAUGUGUGCGGUGAUUAUUUGACAUCUGCCACAUUCGACGGUGCUUUGGUCUCCGGGAGGAAAGCGGUUGAAGCUUUGGUCAGGGACAGGGCUGUCAUUUAUGUUUGAGUUUUAAGAGAUCAACCCUUUUUUUUUAAUGUUUUAUUUAAAUUGUAUAAAGCAUCAUUUUUUGGGAAUUUUUUUUUUUUAUA